Octopus sinensis (East Asian common octopus) is the source of this 2260-nucleotide messenger RNA. Its product is annotated as kynurenine formamidase-like. The record is from RefSeq and is a predicted model, not a curated record. Lineage: Eukaryota; Metazoa; Mollusca; Cephalopoda; Octopoda; Octopodidae. Bases 167 to 1069 code for a protein of 300 amino acids. The transcript is spliced from 11 exons.
UGUCUAUAUGUAUACCUGAUAGCACUUUGGUAUGUAGGUGGCGGCUGCUGUCCAUCAGCCAAUCUCUGAUAUGACAAGGGCCGUUAAGGUAUUUGGUGUUUUAUUCGACUGCCAUUCACAACAUUAUCCUCACAGUUGUUCUCACUGACAGUCAACGAAUACAACGAUGGAAUCAGAAAAAUGGAGGAGUUUUGAUUUAAAAGAACUUGAAAGACAAUAUUCUUGCAGCCAAUGGAGCCACCGAAUGCCAGCAUCAGAGGUGUUGCCCUCACAUAUAGAAUUCAUUAAAGAAAAAAGCGAUGAGGCAAAAUCUUGCAUUGACUGCGAGUUGGGAAUAAAGAUUGGUGAUGCCGAGAGACACAAGCUGGACAUAUUCGGCCAGAAGACUGCUGCCAAGGAUGCCCCUAUAUUGGUCUAUAUCCAUGGCGGUUACUGGCAACUUUUAGGACGUGAAUUAUCAUCAUAUAUGGUUAAGCCUAUCGUGAAAAUGGGUGGAAUCGUAUGCCCAAUUGGUUACAGCAUUGCACCUUAUGGAACCAUGGAGCAAAUUGUUGAUGAGGUGAAGAAGAGCGUCGCCUAUGUCUUAAAAUUGGCCAAGGAUCGUGGAUCAAGAGGUGUGUAUGUGAGUGGACAUUCUGCAGGGGGUCACUUGACAGCCAUGAUGCUCACUGUCGACUGGCAAGCAGAAAGUGUGGAUUCUUCUUUACUCAAAGGUGUCUUCCCAGUGAGUGGUGUCUAUGACCUUCGACCUCUUGUGCAUACAAGCGUCAACGAACCUCUUAAAAUGACUGAAGAGUCUGCCCAGAAAAUCAGUCCUGCGUUUUUGACAAACAAUAUAAUCAAGUUCAACAGAAACCGUGUCAUUAAAAUGUUUAUUGCAGAACAUGAUUCUGAAGAAUUCCAUCGUCAAGGUGAAGAAUUCUACAAUGCUUUGAAGUCUGCUGGUCUCACCAUUUCCAAUGAAGUCAUCCCAGACACUGACCAUUUUGAUGUCAUAGCAAAACUUGCAGAAGAUGAUUAUUACAUUAUCAAAGAAAUUAUCAAAACUAUGGGCUUGACUGUUGAUUGAACGAACCUUUGCAGACUUCAGAAACACAUUGUAGACAUCUAUAGAAAGGGUGAAGUGGUUGGUUUAUACAGAGCUUUUAGUAUCAAAGACCACACACACACACUGAUUGAUAUCUGAAGGUUAAAGACUCAUCAAUGAAAAAAUAGAGAUAAAUUAAAUAAAUAAUAAUUGGUUGUCAUCAGUUUUGACAAUGUGUUUUCCAGUUGUUUAAUCAAUGAGGUGGCCUUCUUGUUGGAUGGAGUGGGUCUGAAGACCAUGUGGUUGGGAAGCAAGCUUCUUAACCCUGCAGCCACACCUGUACCCCAUACUUAUAUACUGAAAUUACACUGGGCCUUGGUGUAUUAUCAAUCAUGCUUUGUGCUCACUUAUUACACAAUGUCUGAUUCAUCUUUUAAUCCUGACAAAGAAAUUUUUUUGAAAACACGUUUAAAAUAUAAAGCAUUAUUACUAUAGAAGAGGCACUGAGGCAAAUAUAAACCCUAGAAGCCAGGCAGACCACAGGACUGUUCAGAAGAAUAAAUGUGAUCUGGGCCAGCGCUUUGAUUGUGCCAGAGCAUUGUCCUGUCAAUGAAGAAGGCAAGGACAUCAUCAUUAGAAGAUCUUGUUGCACCAAAGCAUGUCCUGUCAACUGUAGUUUAUGCAGGAGAAACUUGGAGAAUGGUUGUUGAGAUAACUCAGAGGUUGAAUGCAUUUCUACCAAGGAUUUCUAUGCAGAAUAUCGAAGGCCACCUGCAGGAAGAGAAUCACAAAUUCUGAAGUCAUGAGAAGAACAAACUUGCACAGCCUGCAGGAGAUUGUAUUUGAAAGAACUGUGAGACUUGCAGGUUUUCCGAUUGCCAGAAGAAUGAUGACAGAGAGGAAGACCUAAAAGGACAUGAUGUACCACUUUCUUAGAAGAUCAGAAGCGAUUUAGCAUCACCUGGGAAGAUACAGGAGACUAUACUGAGAACCAGGAUGACUGGAGGCACCUUGCUGCCAACUGUACAAGAGGAACUAAGAAUAAGACUAAGACUUGGUUUUCAAUAUUUUAUUUCUAAGAAAAAUCACGACUCCCUCUAAACACUCAGCUCCUCUUUGUGAGCUUACGGCACCCACAAAAAGGUGCCACUUCUCGGUUUAAAAACCAUUGGUUUACAAGCAAUACAAGUGCUGCCAACAGAUGCAGGUGUGAAAACAACAAUAACAACAAAA